ACAAAUCCCAGACCUGGGGAGGUGUGGCCUCAUCGCUGGACUACAAACCGAUGCAUCAUGGGACGAUUUAAGGGGAAAAACCGAAGCCAGGCGCGGUGGAUUAUGGGAGGCGUUUCUAAAGGCCGCGGGAGCGGCAAAUCGAGAAAGCCGGGUGACGGGGGAAGGGCCAGCCGGACUGGGGCCCAAGCCUGUUCCCCGAGCCCACGGCAGGAUGCAGUGCCGCCCUUCCGCUGGCCCAGCAAUGCUGAGUGUGCGUCCUCUACCCACAGCCCUGCCAUGUCCGGCUGCAAACUCCCCAUGGGCCUGUGCCCAGAUAUGUGCCCGGCUGCCGAGCGCGCUCGACGGGAGCGCGAGCACCGCCUGCACCGACUGGAGGUGGAGCCGGGCGGCCGUGGGAACGCUCCUCGAGCCGACCCGAGGCGCACAGUGAAGGAGUACAGUCGGCCGGCAGCGGGCAAACCCCGGCCCCCGCCAAGCCUGCUGCGGCCGCCCCCAGUGCUCCUGGCCACCGUGCGCUACCUGGCCGGUGAGGUGGCCGGCCGCGCCGACGUGUCGUGUGCGGAGGUGGCGAGCUUCGUGGCCGACCGCCUGCGCGCAGUGCGGAUGGAUCUGUCGCUGCAGGGAGUGGGCGACGCUGACGCGGCGGCGGUGCUGGAGGCUGCGCUGGCCACGCUGCUGGCCGUUGUGGCGCAGGUGCGGCCAGAAGAGACGCGCGGAGCCGUGGACCCGGUGCUGCUUCAGACUCAGGUGCAGGAAGGCUUCGGUUCGCUGCGGCGCUGCUACGCGCGGGGCGGAACCCCGCAUCCCCGCCAGGCUGCCUUUCAGGGCCUCUUUCUGCUCUACAACUUGGGUUCUGUGGAAGCCCUGCAGGAGGUUCUGCAGCUGCCUGCCGCCCUGCGUGCCUGCCCACCCCUUCAGACCGCUUUGGCGGUUGAUGCUGCCUUCCGUGAAGACAACCAUGCCCGGCUGUUUCGCCUGCUCCGCACCUUGCCCUACCUACAGAGCUGCGCAGUGCAGGAACACGUUGGCCAUGCCCGCCGCAAAGCCCUGGCCCGCCUGGCCCGGGCGCUGAGCACUCCUAAAGGACAGACCUUGCCUUUGGACUUCAUAGUACACUUUCUGGCCCUGGACGGACUCCAGGAAGCACGGGACCUGUGCCAGGCCCAUGGGCUGACCUUGGAUAAAGACAGAGUUGUAUUCCUGAGGGGUCAGUACUCUGAGGAAGGACUCCCACCCCCUGGUACGUGCUACAUACUAGUGGGAAGCAAGCUGCAGGGACACACCCUGGAGGAGGUGGUCAUGGCAGAGGAAGAUAAGGACAGUCACAGACCUGGGUCUCCAGCCUGAGAGGGCUUCAUCUCCCACAAGGCCUGGAUCAGAGCACCCAGGGCUCUGUCUCACGAUUCCCAAACAAUAAAAGGAACUCAUUAUGAUUUCCAAAUGAUAACAGAAACUUUUAGACUUUAUUUAUUUGAGAGUUAAGAGGGGAGAUAGAGCAGGCAAAGAGGAAGGCGGGUUGAGCAAGGGCCUGGCCUCUACCCUACUUUGGGCCCAAGCUUCACCCACUACCAUGAGCAGGUGUCCUUAACUGCAGGGAGCUCCCUGAUGCUUUAAAAGCUUGAGGGUGUUUUCUGGUUUUGCCCACUCCUGCCUCAGAAAGGACUGGGACAUACCCCAGAGAAACAGGUGUGAGAAGCAAGAUAAAAAGCCCAAGGGACAGGGCUGGGGUCAGAGGUCAGCCACAGGUGUCAGGGUGGCUGCUGCACCUUCCAGGGCCAUUACUACAAUGCUAAGCUGCCUCUGUACUUCAGCCCAAGUUUCAGAUCCGGAGUUGAUUUCCUGAGCCCUGGCACAAGCAUUGGCCAGACCUGGGAAUGUGGCAGAAGAGGCUGUAUUGGGUGCCCAGAGCACAUGGCUGAGGAGAGAUGGCAAGCUGAGGGUUAGUGAGAGGUCACCUGCAACUCAGCACUGUCAGUCUCUGAAAGCAAGGGCUUAGAGAAGUGCAGGGUAGGCCGUACUCCCCAGCCAUCAAUGAAGUGGAUUGUGCAGUGACACUGACACGGAGCUCAGGGUGGGAAGUCAUGGCUCCACCCCUCCUCCUCCCCAGAGCUUUGGCAUAGGCUCACCUAUAGUAUCGCUCCUCUGGGAAAGCCCUCGGGUUCAGGAAUGCCCGUUCCAAGAGCAUUAGUUGGUCAUUGACCAUCCGUACCUGCAGAGGACUGGAGAGCAUGUGCGUUACUGUGCAAGCCAACAGUUCAGCUGCUAGCCCGAUGCAUGCCAAGUGCCCGCUCCCAGACACCUGCCCACUGCUGAUACCCACUCAGGGCUGCUCUUCUGCAGUGUCAAGAUGCGCUGGCCCAAGGCUGCAGCUGCUGUCUUAAACUUCUCCACUGCGGUUACCAAGGGCCCUGGGUGGGGAACACAUAGCUUAGCUCUGGUGUAUCCUGCCUGGGGAUACAGGGCUCCCCAAGACUCCAUGUUGGGGUGUCCAUACCCAGGCUGAUGUUCUGCUUCUGUAACUGGGUGCCAAGGUCCUUUUGAGCAGCCUGCAGAAAACUGUUUAAUGUCUCACUAUAGUCACUGACAUUGAGGGGCAAGAAGAGGCUGUCGCUGAGCCGGAGAAGCACACUCCCAGCAGUCCGGGCUACAGCUUGGUGGCUGCUGAAACCUAUGGAGGGGACACAAGGCCAGGGCUGCAUCAUCAGCCCAUCCUUCUGUCAGCCUCAAAAUGCCCCUGUCCCCUCCUCACCAGGGUCCAGAAACUUUUCCACAUAAUCAAACGUGUCAAAAGCUGUGUGGUAGGUCGGGUAGAUCCUGGCUGAGGUCUUGCUCUAGAGGAAUAAGGAAGAGAUAGACUUGGGGUGGGAAAUCUGGGUACCCACAGUGGGCCACAAUGUGAGCUGUGUGGGCUUCAGAAUUUCUACUUCCAGAGGAGGGGCUGAGGGUCAGGGACUAAGCUGCUUGCUAUUACACAAAUAGAAUGGAGGAGAAGCCUGGGGCUUUGGAGUCAGCUGUGGGAAUCCGAGCUCCACCACCCAAGGGCAGCAGAGCCAGAGGGAAAUGGAUUUAGAGCAUCCACUUAAGAGGUACAGGCUAGAUGCACUGGAGUCCCACUUCAGUCCCCACAACGCAUGAAUUUCCCUAACAUUUCUUGAUCAGUGCUGACACCCGUACAAGCAUCUCCACACUAAGUUCUGCUUCGUCACUGCCAUCCUAUGAUUGACAACAGUCUUUUUCUUGUCCUGAGUAAGGUGUAACACGACGUGAGAGCAUUGUUAGCAUGAGUAAGGUAGAGCAACUACAAAUCGAUAUAACCAUGUAAGUGUUUGAUGAGCAGAAACAGAUGCUCGGAGGCCUAGAAAAGCCGGCCUGUGUAGCCUGAGCUAAUUUAACUGUAGACUUGAUACAAUCUAGAAAGGUCUGGGGCAGGAGUCUCAGGAAGUGUCUAAUCUGGAUGGCCUAUGGGCAUGUGGGGGUCUAUUUUGAUUACGUUUAUUGAGGUGGGAGGACCAAAGGGACUCUGGCCAGCUUGAGCAGGCCUUGCCCUUCUCCCUGAUUCGCUCUGCCUUGCUAAAAACUGUUAGAUUACAUUCCUAAAGCUAGCCACCAGGGUGUAUCCUAUUAUUUGGCCAGUCCUUCCUUCUGAGGUUGUCCAGCUUUCAAAACAAUGAAAUCCAGCAAUCAAAAGGCCCCUUUGGCUUACCUAGUUAACAUGCCCAAUUAAAAUUCAAUAUCUCAUCCUAACACGGGGUUUCCCCUUUUACAUUUAUAAACUGCCAUUGCCUAUGGGCCAUAUAUGUCUCCUCUCUAUACAGAGACAGUCGUUUGUCCUCUAAAUACCUCUCCCCAUUCUUCUUCAUCCUCUAUCUCCUGUCUUUGUCUCUUAUUCCCUGCCCUCUGUCCCUCUGGAGCAAAUAAAUCUCUGUGCUGGAAACUUGGUCUGGGGGUCCUGAGUUGAUACUUCUGUCAAGGACCACACUGGACAGUGCCAUUCCUAGGUCAGGGGUGGAGCGAUUGCCUGAGCAUUAGUAACCAGGCAUCUGUUCAUUACUUUCUACUCUUAACUGUGGGUGUAGUGUACUCAAUUCUCUGGAGCUCCCACCACUGUGACUCCCCUGCUCUAAUGGACUAGGACCUAGACUUGCUCUAAAAUAAAUCCUUCCUCAAAGUU
This is a messenger RNA of Arvicanthis niloticus (Nile rat), 4171 nucleotides long. RefSeq names its product SAC3 domain containing 1 (gene Sac3d1). Gene Ontology annotation, biological process: spindle assembly; centrosome duplication. Lineage: Eukaryota; Metazoa; Chordata; Mammalia; Rodentia; Muridae. Gene Ontology annotation, cellular component: centrosome; nucleus; spindle. The record is from RefSeq and is a predicted model, not a curated record.